Messenger RNA from Angiostrongylus costaricensis, 471 nucleotides. The record is from the annotation of a GenBank genome assembly. NCBI's taxonomy places the organism in Eukaryota, Metazoa, Nematoda, Chromadorea, Rhabditida, Metastrongylidae.
AUGAAAAACGAUAAACCGCACAUUGAACUACCAUCCGGGUUACAUCUUAUCCCAACGCGUCUAGGUCAUUUAUGUACAGGACAACUAAAAAAUCCUCCUGCGCCACAAAAAGAAAAUGAUAACGUGUUAUUACAAGUACAACACAGCGAAGAAGGAAACACAUUGCCCAUACAGGAUUUCAAGGAUGAACUAGACAAAUGGGAUCAAUACUGGGCACUAUACGUGCAAGUCGAUGAAGAGGAAAUGAAUAAGUGCAAUCAGCAUCGGACGCUAGAAUGUCAAGUCCAUGCUUGCCUUACUGAAGAUUCAGAGACGGAUGAGAACGAAGCAGUCAAAUGGGAACAAUUUUGGACCCUCGAAUCUGCCGGAACAGAAGAAUUCACAAACUCCGCAAAAAUGGAAAAAGCACUGACAGAUCAGCACGUAUGGGAAACCUUCAACAAAACCAUUGAAAAAAGAUUAGACGGAUAA